Molecule: messenger RNA, 1713 nt
Organism: Diprion similis
Lineage: Eukaryota; Metazoa; Arthropoda; Insecta; Hymenoptera; Diprionidae
Product: facilitated trehalose transporter Tret1-like
Exons: 3
Coding region: 170-1585 (471 amino acids)
Biological process (GO): transmembrane transport
Cellular component (GO): membrane
Molecular function (GO): transmembrane transporter activity
Source: RefSeq, a predicted model, not a curated record
GCAAUAUGAAUAUUUUAAGGCGAUCCACUUCAGUCUGAGAUUCUUUUUCCAUCGGUCAGGGUUGAGUUCCAUUUUGACGUAUGCAUAAAUUUGUGCAACGCGACGAAAGGUAUUCCAUAGAUUUCCAACCAAUUUUAUUUCUGUGCCCAAGUUCGAAAGUACCGGAGCCAUGAACAGUAAUUUCGUGUUCCGUCAGAUGUUGAUCGCAAUAACAUGUACACUUGUUAUGUUUGACAAUGGUUUCCAAGACGGAUGGGCGACGCCAUCCAUUCCGGAACUCGAAUCCGAAGACUCGAAUAUAUCGGUUACCAGCGGUCAGAUAUCAUGGAUCAUAGCAUUUUUGCAUGUCGGGAUAGCAGUCGGACCAUUCGUCGCGUUCUAUUUGAUGGAAACCAUCGGGAGAAAAUGGACGCUGGUGUGCUCGGCAGUGCCGAAAAUUUUGGCGUGGAUUUUGAUAGCCUUUGCACCGAAUCAUUGGGUGCUCUACUUAGCCAGAUUCUUAGCUGGUACCGGUUCGGGUAUAACGUUGACAGUGACGCCAAUUUACAUCGGUGAAGUUGCCGACAAGAAAAUGAGAGGACCGAUGAGCACGACGAUUGCUGUUAUGAUAAAUGUUGGCACCUUGGUUGUCUACGCGAUCGGUCUCUACGUAUCUCGGAUGACGUUGGCUCUGACUUGCCUCGUAGUGCCGAUUAUAUUUCUCCUGACAUUCAUAUGGAUGCCUGAAUCGCCGAUGUAUCUCGUGAAAAACAAGAGGAUCACCGACGCAGAGAUGGUGUUGAAGUGGUCACUUGUCAAGGAAAACGUCGAAGAUGAACUCGAGGAAAUAAAACGUUACGUUUACAGAGAUGACGAGAUGAAGCGACAAAACAUUUGGAAAAAUGCGGGUGAAAUCGUCUCGAGGCGAGGUAACAGAAAAGCUCUAAGGAUCAGCUUGAUCUGCUUCAGCGGUCUGAUGCUCUCUGGAAACGUACCGGUCCUUUCGUACCAGGCGGAGAUAUUCCAACGAGCCCAUCUCAGCAUCUCGACGAACUUCAGCGUGAUUGGUGCCGGUCUUAGUUUAGUAGUAGCAGGCUGGGUCUGCGUUUCCAUCGUCAAAUUCACCGGCAAACGCACUCUGCUACUGAUCUCAGCUCCGUUCACCGCCUUCUUCUUGGCGGCGAUAGCUCUGUACUUCACCCUCGAAGAGUACGGGGUUCAGGUUGACUCCUUCAACUGGAUUCCACUGGUCUGUAUGGUGGGAUACGUUGUAUUCUAUGCCCUCGGACUAGACUCAAUGGCAUACGCUUAUCAGGGAGAAGUAUUUCCCGACAACGUCAAGGCUCUAUCGGCGAUGAUAUGCUCGCUCUACUACGCCAUUUUGGGCGUCGUCACUGUCCAGCUAUUUCAGAUUCUUUGGGACAACUACGACAUAGAGGUUCCCCUUUGGGUCUUCGCUGGUUUCACGACAAUCAUGUGGGCGGUCAUCUAUGUAAUCGUUCCCGAGACCGAAGGAAAGAGUCUCGAAGUGAUACAACGGGAAUUGCACGAGGAAAAGACAACCAAGCAAAUUAUCUCACGUGCUUCAAGCUUAAUCUUUGCGUGAUGCUUUGCAGAUCAAGGUGCAUCAAAUUUGAGUUGUUUGGUUUACAUAUGCAUUAAGCGCGUAGAUAUUGAAUGUCAGAAGCUCGGCCUCGCAGAACAUUCGAAAUUCGUGCACACCGAGUUUAGAUA